AUGGGUGAUGAAAAAGCUGAAGAUUCACUGGCAGAAUUGUCUCAUGCCACAGAGAGUUUAAAGAUUGAGGGAGAACAUAAAGAAAACGGAGACACAGUGAAAUCAGAAAAAGUUAAAAUUGAUAUUCUAUUAAAAGCAACAGGAAAUGCACCAAUAAUGAAGAAGAAAAAAUGGGCUGUAGAUGCAGAGAAGCCAAUUGGUUGGAUAAUGGAGUUCGUAAAGAAGUACCUCAAAUUGGAGCCUGAUGAGAAACUGUUUCUGUAUGUAAACCAGACCUUCGCACCAUCGCCUGAUCAAAUAGUGAAGAAUUUGUACGAGUGUUUCGGCACCGAUGGCAAAUUAGUACUUCAUUAUUGUAAAAGUCAAGCAUGGGGUUGA
Molecule: messenger RNA, 378 nt
Organism: Arctia plantaginis
Lineage: Eukaryota; Metazoa; Arthropoda; Insecta; Lepidoptera; Erebidae
Source: the annotation of a GenBank genome assembly